AUGGUGAAUGAUGAUGAGUGGAUGACCAUCAAUGCCACUCUCAUCCGCUGGUUCUACGCCACCAUCUCGAAGGACCUCUUCCACACGGUGGUCUCUGACGAGGAUGAUGCUCACGCCGUCUGGACUAAGCUCAAUGGUCUCUUCACCGACAACAAGCUUCAGAACAAGGUUUUCUUACACGGCGAGUACUUUGGGUGUCAGCAGCAUGACUCGUCCAUUGACGACUAUUGCAUGCGACUCAAGAAGCUCUCCGAUGAGCUUCGUGACCUCGGUGAGACGGUCCCCGAUGAGCUUCUUCUCAGUACUCUCACCGCCGGCUUGAACAAGGAUUUCGGGAACGCCGCCUCCAACCUCACCCUCAUCCCCAACCCGACCUUGCCCAAGGUUGUGGCGUACCUGAAACUGGAGGAACGACGGAUGAAGAUGACACGCACUCGGGCUACCCAUACUGCCCUCAUCGCCGGGACUGCAUGCGGCGGUGCCCCGCCCACCUCGGCCCCUCAGCCGCGGCCCGACCCGGGCGCCUACCAGUCGCCGCCACCACCGGGCUUCCCUCUCCCACAGCCGCCGGUCCAGCAGCCGUCCCCCACUGAUCGCCGCUAA
This is a messenger RNA of Aegilops tauschii subsp. strangulata, 603 nucleotides long. RefSeq lists its product as uncharacterized. The record is from RefSeq and is a predicted model, not a curated record. NCBI's taxonomy places the organism in Eukaryota, Viridiplantae, Streptophyta, Magnoliopsida, Poales, Poaceae.